Messenger RNA from Erythranthe guttata (spotted monkey flower), 1653 nucleotides. Its product is annotated as ABSCISIC ACID-INSENSITIVE 5-like protein 2. Gene Ontology annotation, molecular function: DNA-binding transcription factor activity. The record is from RefSeq and is a predicted model, not a curated record. Gene Ontology annotation, cellular component: nucleus. NCBI's taxonomy places the organism in Eukaryota, Viridiplantae, Streptophyta, Magnoliopsida, Lamiales, Phrymaceae. Gene Ontology annotation, biological process: positive regulation of DNA-templated transcription.
AUUUACCACAUUUGUCUACAUGUGUUAAUUUCUGAUUUCUCAGGACUUUUUGAUUUUUGAGCUCAGGUUUUUGCAGCAAGCAUGGCUUCUUCUGGGACUUUUCUUCUCUUGUAGAGAACGUCGGAACAGCUCUCCGCCUGCAUGCAAACUCAUUUCUCUCUCCGCCACUUCUCUCUCUUUCUCGCCUUCUUAAUUUUCUCCCUAUUGAAGGGCUGCAUUUCAUGCGAAAUUGGGGGUUUAGGGAUUCGUUCGCCGCUGUUAAUUAAAGGGUUUUUAGGAUUUAAUUUUAAGAGAAAGGGGGAUACAAACGAGGCAAUUGAAUGGUUGCUCAGAGAAUGAGAUCUCAAGGUGUUUGUAAUAAUCGCUCUGAGGAAACUCAAACCCAGACCCCAACCCAAACCCAAACCCAAACCCGUAUCCAUGACCCGAAAUCGAACCCGUUGGCUAGACAAGGUUCCUUGUACAGCCUCACUCUCGAUGAGGUGCAGAACCAAUUGGGAGAUUUGGGGAAACCCCUCAACAGCAUGAAUCUCGACGAGCUUCUCAAGACUGUGUGGACAGCCGAAACCAACAAUCACACAGCGGAAGGUGUCGACUACACACAGUCGCCACAUCAUCAGCCUGCACAAGUCUCGUUUCUGAAUCGACAAUCUCGAGAUCUGAGCAAAAAGACCGUCGAUGAAGUGUGGCAAGAUAUUCAGGAGGGGCAAAAAAGGGACAGCCUCGACCGUACAGUGACGCUCGGUGAAAUUACAUUGGAGGAUUUCUUGGUCAAGGCAGGGAUUGUCGCUGAGUCACCACUAGGAAAGAAGAACACGGGCUCGGUCGAUCCGAUUGGGCUGCCACCUCAGCAAGCGCAGCAGUGGAUGAAUUAUUCAAUCCCCUCAUUACAUCCUCCUCCACCUCAGCAGCUGCCUGUCUACAUGCCAGGUCAUCAACAGCAGCCAAUUCCUGUUAUGGAGAAUGUUUAUUCUGAAAACCAAAUGGGCUCAAUGUGUUCGUCACCUUUGAUGGGCACUCAAUCGGAUACUCAGAUGCCCAGACGAAAAAGAAUUGCUAGUGGUGAAAUAGUCGAAAAGACUGUUGAGAGGAGGCAGAAAAGGAUGAUCAAGAAUAGGGAAUCUGCAGCUAGGUCACGAGCGAGGAAGCAGGCCUACACUCACGAGCUGGAGAACAAGGUUUCACGCCUGGAGGAGGAGAAUGAAAGGCUCAAGAGACAACAGGAAUGGGAGAAGGUGUUGCCGAGUAUACCACCACCAGAGCCGAAGUAUCAACUUCGUAGAACGAGCUCAUCCCCUAUAUGAGGAUCGUGUAGAUUUUAUUGCGUUGUAUUCUUUUUUUUUUUUUUUUUUUUAAGUUAUGAGUAGCCAGUGUUAGUUUUUUUUAUUUCCCCUUCGACUUUUUAACUUUUUAAUAUCUGUUUGGUGUAGUGGUUGUAUGUACAUUUUUAUAGUACUAACCAACAUGGAAUUGUAUGGAAACUAUUUAUGGUGAUUUAGGUGAUAGUUGCCAUGAAAUUUUGCUAGCCUAUCUUUUUGUUUAUGUUGUUCUUGGUACUUAAUUAAUCCGAUGAGCAGACUAUAUAUGUAAUCGGUGGUAUUCGGUAGUCUGUGAAUUUGAAUUGGUAUAUUAAUAUAUAUUACUUGCCAUUUA